AUGUUGCCGGUUCCUAGCUUGUCGACGCUGGCAACGCUGGCGCUCGGCGCCUCUGCCGUCGUUGCCCGGACUGUGCAGCCGCGCCAGCCCAACAUCGUCUUCAUCCUCACUGACGACCAAGACGAGCAGCUUGGCUCCAUCGACUACAUGCCCUACGUCCAGAAGCAUUUUGUCAAGGAGGGCACUUACUACUGCAAACAUUUCUGCACCAUCGCCAUCUGCUGCCCGUCUCGCGUCAGCUUGUUGACCGGCCAGGCGGCGCACAACACCAACGUUACUUACGUCACCCCUCCCCAUGGCGGCUAUCCCAAGUUUGUGUCCCAGGGCUACAAUGAGAAGUAUCUUCCCGUCUGGCUCCAGGAUGCGGGAUACAACACCUACUACACCGGCAAGCUCUUCAACUCCCACGACGUCGACAACUGGAACAACCCAUUCCCUAAGGGCUGGACCGGCAGCGACUUCCUCCUGGACCCCAACACCUAUCUCUACCUGAACGCCACGUUCCAGAGGAACCAGAGCCCGCCCCAGAGCUUCCCCGGCGAGUACAGCAACGACCUGGUGUCCGACAGGGCGUUGGGGUUCUUGGACGACGCCCUCAAGUACAACGGCAGCAAGCCCUUCUUCCUCGGCGUCGCGCCCAUCGGCCCCCACAACAACGGCCUCGGCGGCGAGACCAGCCCGGGCGCCACACCGCCCAUCCCGGCAAAGAGGCACGAGAACCUCUUCUCCAACGUCACCGUGCCCCGGACGUACAACUUCAACCCCGACAAGCUGUGUGCCCUGCCUCCCUCGCGUGUCUUCCCGGUCCGGGUCGUAUCGAUCGAUGAUCUUCGCUCUAACACGGCGCCCCAACAACAACAGCCCAGCAUGGCCAACUGGGGCCUCAUCAUCCCCCAGCUGAACGCCACCGAGGUGGCCUACGGCGACAACUACUACCGCCGCCGCCUCCAGACGCUGCAGUCCGUCGACGAGAUGGUCGACGCCAUCAUCGACCGCCUCGACCGCGCCGGCGUCCUCGACAACACGUACGUCAUCUUCACCUCGGACAACGGCUUCCACAUCGGCCAGCACCGCCUCAAGCCCGGCAAGACGUGCGCCAUCGAGGAGGACAUCAACGUGCCCUUCCUGAUCCGCGGGCCCGGCGUGCCCAAGGGGAAGACGGUCGACUUCGUCACCACCCACACCGACAUCGCCCCGACCAUCUUCUCCAUCGCCAAUAUCACCCUGCGCGACGACUUUGACGGGUCCCCCAUCCCCUUCUCCGAGGAGGGCAUCGCCAACGCCCAGAACGACCCCAAGCAUGACCAUGUCAACGUCGAGUUCUGGGGCACCCAGCGGGGGUACGACGCCUUUGGGGGUGUUUCCGCCAACAACACGUACAAGGCCAUGCGCGUCCUCGGCGACGGCUACAGCCUAUUCUACUCGGUCUGGUGCAGCAACGAGCGCGAGUUUUACGACAUGAAGAAGGACCCAGGCCAGAUGACCAACCUCGCCGGCAGCGCGUCCGGCCGUCUCCUGGACCGCCCGCUGAGCGCCGUGCAGGACCGCCUCGACACGCUGCUGCUGGUCCUCAAGAGCUGCAAGGCCGAGACCUGCCGGCUUCCCUGGAAGCGCGUCCACCCGGAGGGCGGCGUCGAGAACCUCCGGGACGCGCUCGACGCAAAGUACGACGCCUUCUACGCGGGGCAGCCCAAGAUCUCCUUCUCGGACUGCAAGGACUUUUACGACAUUGCCGCCGAGGGCGCCCAGGACACGCUGGUUUACUACGACCCGAGGCUUGCUACAACGGGAAAGCUUCCUGGUGCUGGGCCCACGGUGGUAUCCGAGGAGCUUUAG
Messenger RNA from Colletotrichum destructivum, 1836 nucleotides. RefSeq names its product Putative sulfatase, alkaline-phosphatase-like, core domain superfamily. The coding region runs from base 1 to 1836 and encodes 611 amino acids. Gene Ontology annotation, biological process: phenol-containing compound metabolic process. NCBI's taxonomy places the organism in Eukaryota, Fungi, Ascomycota, Sordariomycetes, Glomerellales, Glomerellaceae. Gene Ontology annotation, molecular function: N-acetylglucosamine-6-sulfatase activity; arylsulfatase activity; glycosaminoglycan binding. The transcript is spliced from 7 exons. The record is from RefSeq and is a predicted model, not a curated record.